This is a messenger RNA of Sporisorium graminicola, 3087 nucleotides long. RefSeq lists its product as uncharacterized. Gene Ontology annotation, molecular function: phosphatidylinositol kinase activity. Bases 1 to 3087 code for a protein of 1028 amino acids. The record is from RefSeq and is a predicted model, not a curated record. Gene Ontology annotation, biological process: phosphatidylinositol metabolic process. The transcript has a single exon. Lineage: Eukaryota; Fungi; Basidiomycota; Ustilaginomycetes; Ustilaginales; Ustilaginaceae.
AUGUUGAUACACGCCUCUGAAGCAGAAACGCUCAACUCGAUCCGUUUGGCUCUUGAACGCGACGAGCAACAGAUUCGCGUCAACGACAGCACAGGCGAGGUCUACGAUAUCACCAUCUCCAGAUCUGCUCCUUAUGCAUCCCCAGUUGUCUCGCGGUCUGUGACGCCCAGCAACGCCAACGAGCCUGCCUUCUCGGGCGCCAACGGGCUCUCCUCACACAGUUCGGCAGGCCACCGCAUCCUCCGGCUACCCCAGCUCGUCAGCAAACGCGCUCACGGCCACCACCAUACCAUCCAGCAGCCAGCCAUCGUUGAAUCGCCAACAAACAACAAUGACAAGCCACUACCCGAUGUACACGAGCUAGGACAAGGCCGCACACGUCAAGAGCAUGCCAAUGCUAGCACCAGCACCACUCCCAACGGCUCGGUCGCCGCAUCUUCAGCAAACGAGCCCAUCGCUCGUCAAGAGGCUGCGCUCAAGUCGCAGUCGAGCUUCACGGCACCAACUCGCCACCAUCCCUUCCUCAGCGAGCUCCCACCAUCUCCUCCCCUCGAGGCAGACUACGUUGCCGGCCACGACUCUCGCAAUGGCCUCAUGAGCACCGUCACCAAUAGCACAUCGCACGUUCCUGAUUAUCCUGGCAAUGGCGCCUCCGCUUCCACCUCGUCCUCAGCAGCAACGGAGGAAAUGAGAGACGUGUCUGCUGCUACUGCCGCCACGACACCGAUGCAGAAAAGAGCACCCGUUGCUCGACGUGCUCACACCGCCGACGCCAGUCAAGCACCUUCCUCUCCUUUCAGCAGCCAGAAAAUUGCGCCAACCCUCGUAGACGAGCCGGGCCUGAUGGAUCACGCCGAGUUCGACUCCUCGCCCCAUCAGCACCAGACUCAACAAUCAGGCGCUAGUGCGCUUCCACCAGCUUCGAGUCCCAAGGACCGUCGCAACGUUUCCAAUGCUUCGACAGCCAGCACUGCGUAUCGCACCGCUUCCUCAAACGGAGGCGCUUCCGACGAUGAAGACGAGGACACUGCCACGAGACAGCGACGCUUCGCUUCCUCGGGGUCCACAUCGUCGUACUUGGGCCAUGGAGCCAACGGCGUGACCGCCGCGCCUGCGAUCCGACUCACCCACGAUGCGUCUCCUUACUUCCACGAUGCUCAGCAAGGUGCCGAAGGAGGCCCGUCGCAAUUGGGCCACGACUCACUUUGGAGUGGCGAUCAGGCAGGGCCAACACUCAACGGCGGCCCACGCCAGCAGAUGGCACGUCGCAACACCACCGGCUCUUCCUUCCAAGGACGACGUUCUCAAUCUGGCAGCAGUUCGGUUCUCUCUGUACGCAAGUCAAGCCGCGACCGUGACUCUACCUCGCCGGUCCCGGGCCAGCCUUGGCUGUCCGAUGCACCUCACUCGCCCACCAUGGCAGACGGCUCGUCGCACGCCCUUCGCACCGGUGAUGCUGCCUUUGACGAAGAGGCGGCCAAGCACGCCGAGCAGCUGCGCAGGGACCGUCGCUACAAGGAGCAAAAGGCGCGCGAUGCGGCAGUGGAAGGCUCGUCGGGUGACAGAGAUGGCGCGCCCAACGGUAUCGCCGCUGGGGCUGGUGGGGUCGUCGGCGUGCUGACACGUUCCAAGACCGGCCGCGAUUGGCUCAAUGUCAAUCCCAGAGAUAAGGAGCGCACCGACCGCGAGCGAGAGCGCGACGAAGAUGUCGAGCCCAAGGUGCUCGUCGGCAAUUUGAUUUCGGAAGGCCAUGCCAACUACGUGCUCAUGUACAACAUGCUUACCGGCAUCCGAAUUGGCGUCUCGAGAUGUCAGGCUAAGCUAAAACGUCCCCUGUGCGAUGCCGACUUUACCGCUAAGCACAAAUUCACCUUUGACAUCAUCGGACGAGAGUUGACGCCUACGGCCAAGUACGACUUCAAGUUCAAGGACUAUGCACCCUGGGUCUUCCGAGAGCUGCGUGAACACUUCCACCUGGACGCAGCCGACUACCUGCUGUCGCUCACGUCCAAGUAUAUUCUCAGCGAGCUGGGCUCGCCAGGCAAGAGUGGCUCCUUCUUCUACUUUUCGCGCGACUACCGUUUCAUCAUCAAGACGAUCCGACACCAAGAGCACAAGUUUCUGCUGCGCAUCCUCAAGGACUACCACGAGCAUGUCAAGGCCAACCCCCACACGCUGCUCAGUCGCUUUUACGGAUUGCACCGUGUCAAGCUGCCGCAUGGCCGCAAGAUCCACUUUGUCAUCAUGAACAACCUCUUCCCACCGCAUCGCGACAUUCACGAGACGUUCGACCUCAAAGGUUCGUCGAUUGGACGUGAGUAUCCAGAGGAAAAAGCGGCAGCCAAAGCCGGCGCGGUGCUCAAGGAUCUCAACUGGCUCAAGCGCGGGCGCGAGAUCGAGUUGGGUCCCGAGAAGCGAGCGCUGUUUGAAGCACAAUUGCGCAGCGAUGUGACGCUGCUGCAGCGGCUCAACAUCAUGGACUAUUCGCUGCUGAUCGGGCUGCACGACAUCCGCCGAGGCAACAAAGACAACCUGCGUCAGGACAACUUGCGUGUCUUCCAGCCCGAGACUAAAGAGCUCAAGCGACAGCCGACGCAGGUGAAGCGGCCCGGUGCAGGAACUGGCAGCGAGCAGGAUGCCUCGGCGCUGCGACAAGCCGUGCGUCGCUCCGACCCGAAAGCGCUCAACGCGCAGCAGGUGACCAAGCUGCCGGAUCGCGAUGUGAGCGAGCGUCGCCACUUCCUCUUCUAUCAGGAUGAAGGCGGCUUCCGUUCCACGGACGAACACAAUCAACCGGGCCACAUGAUCUAUUACUUGGGAGUCAUUGACCUUUUCACGCCGUACACGACGGUCAAGCGUGGCGAGACGAUCUGGAAGGGUCUGACGCAGAACCGGCACAUGAUCAGCUCGGUGCCACCCAAAGAGUAUGGUCAGCGCUUUUUUGACUUCCUGUGCAGCGUGGUCACCGGUGGAGAUAAAAGUCGACGUCCUAAGAUGUGGGGAUUCACCGAGACGGAGACGGCCAAAUCGAAGGGCAAGGGGGUUGCCGAACGCGAGAAGAACAAGGUGGUUGCGAAGCAGCAGUAG